UGGGGCCUGUUGCACAAAAGUAGAAUUAAGACAUCCGGGAUAAAUGACUCAGCUGAGCUCAAUGAAGCCAAAACAUGUGCGUCCAGGCUUAAUUGGUUGCACAAAGACCAAGCCAGGAUGAGCAGACACGGAUUCAUUAAGCCAGGUGAAACCAAUCCUGGAUAGGUGCGCGCUCACGGCUCACUCAAAUAGACCCCGCCACAGAUCACAGAUGAACUGAUUUACCAUGGCAACUAGAGCCGCGUACUUUUCCCCGUCGGAAGCACAAAUCCUCAUGGAGGCAUACGAGGAGGUAAAAGAUAUAAUUAAGAAGAAAGGCAACACCGCCACAGUGAUAAAGCAAAGAGAAAAAGCGUGGCAAAGUAUUGCAGACCGCCUGAAUGCAUUAAACAUGAACGGGCCAAAACGGACAUGGCAGCAGGUCAAAAUCAAAUACAAGAACAUUCUGCAGAAUGCAGUGAAAAAGAAUACCCACAGACAAGGCACGGGUGGUGUGUCACCAAAGGCUGACCUUACCCCAGCAGAGGACAUGGCCUUGGAGCUAAAUAAAGGCAGGCCCGUCUUAGAGGGGAUCCCUGGGGGGAAAGAGACGAGCAUAGGUUCCUCCCAAGAUGCCACCCGUUUCAUUCAAGUGUCUGGCAGCACUGUGUUCCUGUUAGAGCCACCAGCACAAGCACCAGACGAUGCUGAUCCAGGUGAAGGCCCCAGUGCAGCAGCAACAGCACAUGAUGGAGACGAUGAUGAUGAGGAGGAGACCAUCUCUCUGGAUUCCAGAAGGCAUGAGAGCUCACAAGCUAUCAGAAAGUUGUAUGGCAACCACCUCCGGCGCCAAAUAGAACUGGCAGACAUAGACAUUCAGUACAAGAAGAAAAAGAUGGAAAAUCUUGCACUGGAGUCCGAAAUAAAAAAGAGGACAAUUAGGAAACUGGACCUUGAAAUAAAAAACCUUGAGAGGGAGCUCCAAGAAGAUGACACAGCUCAAAAUAAAAAUUAGGUAUAUUCUCGUAAAGUCAAGUGAGCCAUGACAUAUGAGCUCUUAUUGUGAGCACACAGGACGGUGGCAUCUUUCUAAGGUUUUUUUUAUUUUCCCAGCAAUCAGUACAACCAAGUCAUCGUUAUAAGGCAUCGCCCUCUUUUGCCCACCCCCCCCAGCACCAGGU
This is a messenger RNA of Oncorhynchus gorbuscha (pink salmon), 1160 nucleotides long. RefSeq lists its product as uncharacterized. Gene Ontology annotation, cellular component: nucleus. The coding region runs from base 227 to 994 and encodes 255 amino acids. Lineage: Eukaryota; Metazoa; Chordata; Actinopteri; Salmoniformes; Salmonidae. The transcript is spliced from 7 exons. The record is from RefSeq and is a predicted model, not a curated record.